This is a messenger RNA of Oryza sativa Japonica Group (Japanese rice), 994 nucleotides long. Its product is annotated as NEDD8-conjugating enzyme Ubc12. The record is from RefSeq and is a predicted model, not a curated record. Lineage: Eukaryota; Viridiplantae; Streptophyta; Magnoliopsida; Poales; Poaceae.
AUGUACUCGAGUAUCUUCCCCUUCCUAGUUCCUUCCCUUGCGUAAUAGAAAGAGAGAUCUCCCGUCUCGUCCGUCGUCUCCUCCGCUCCUUGCGCCAAGACGAGUCGCGGCUCAACAGAGGAGGGGCGCCGAUCUCCAUCUGGCGAGCAGAGCAGGGGAGGGGAAGGGAAGGUAUCCUGAAAGAUGCUUAAUCUUAUCAAAAUAAAGGAUAAAAAGAAAGAGCAGGCAGCAAGUGCUGCUGGAAAGGCUCCUGUGAAGAAGCAAUCUGCUGGAGAGCUCCGUCUUCACAAAGAUAUUAGUGAGCUAAACCUACCCAAGAGCACAUCAAUUUCUUUUCCCAAUGGCAAGGAUGAUCUGAUGAAUUUUGAGAUCAUCGUCCGACCUGAUGAAGGAUAUUACCUAGGUGGCACUUUCGUCUUUACUUUUCAAGUCUCUCCCUCUUAUCCUCAUGAACCUCCAAAGGUGAAGUGCAAGACCAAGGUAUACCAUCCAAAUAUUGAUUUGGAAGGAAAUGUAUGCCUGAACAUUUUGCGUGAAGAUUGGAAGCCUGUUCUCAACAUCAACACUGUUAUUUAUGGCCUUAACCUUCUUUUUACGCAACCAAACGAUGAGGAUCCGUUGAACCAUGAAGCAGCAGCUGUCCUCCGUGACAACCCAAAGCUGUUUGAAGCUAAUGUUAAAAGGGCAAUGGCCGGAGGCUAUGUGGGUCAACACUAUUUCCCAAGAUGUGCAUGAUAUGGUGCUGGGUGCCACAAACAUUAGUAAGUUAAGCCACCUGGGCCUCUUCCCGACAUUCUGGAUUGUAUGGUUUCGGUGCGUUAAAGUGCUGUCGGAUGGAUGUGAUAUGUUGACUGUAUGACGGCGAUGCUGCCAUCUGUGUGAUAUUUGUUUAAAGUCAGUAAAUUGGUAAUCUGGUGGUGGUACAGAUAAAAUUUGAGUUGCAGUUCAAGCUGGAUUUAUACAUCAUUUUCUUUUGUGCAGUUUGCUUCAGUCA